GUUUGGGAAAAAUGUCGGAACCCAGGCCACCGGUGGCUUUACAAGCUUCUGCUGUUACGGCUCCAUUUCUAAGCACUAGUGAUACCGAAAAAGAAAGUGUAGUUAAAUCACACCAGAUAUUUGAAGCAGUGAAGGCAGGGUGAGUUGUUGCUCCCCCCCUUUACGAUCGGAGUAUAUUGGUCUACGUCUAAUAGUAAUAGUUUUAGAAGUGAGGUUUGCGAUCCCCAGGGCUUGGGCCUCUCCCCUCCUUUUGCCUUUACAUUUUACAGUACUUUAUUUUUAAGAAUGUUUUAGGACUAGCCUAUAAUUCAUUGUAUGUUGUCAAUAAGUUUCAUAAUUUUCACAUUUCCCCUUAAGACCAUAUAUUAAUUGAGGCUCAGUUAGCUCGCCUGCCUAACCAUAGUUGAGUAGUAUUGAAUAUUGAUCAUUUAAUUACACUUGUGAUUUGAACUUACUGCUCCCGAUAAUUGAUCGAUAUCAAGCUUUUGUGACUUUAGUUUGGCCCAAUAAAGUAGUACCAACGCAGUAGAGCUGUUGUGGUAACAGAAAUAUAAACAAUAGUAAAAUAAAAUGAUAAGUUAAAGACUAUCAGUAGCAGUGAAGCUUGCUCAGGCUACUGAACCAGAAUAUGACAUUGUCAUGGUCAACAAGCCUAGCCACAAAAAUCACAUUAUAACCAACUCAAUAUUCAAAAUAUCAUGAAAUAUAAUAUCAAUAUAAUGGUGAAAUAAAAUUUUGCUGUUCUAAACUUAAUUUACAUUUAAUUUUUAGAAUAUAAUUAUAAUUUAAUAUAAGUUUAAGGCUAAGGCUAUAUUUUUUAACUCUCACAUAUAUUUCUAAAAAGCUUUCAUCUUCAGUUUAUAGUUGCAAAGUCUUUGAUUAAUUACAAUCCAAAAAUUGAUUUUUUAGAAUAAAUCUGCUUCUAAACCUAGUUACUAGUAGAGAUAAAGCCUGCCACUGUCUGUAGUCAUUAUAGGCUAUUCAAGAUCAAGGUUGCCAAAUCAAUAUCAAUAUAGAUAAUGUAAUAGAUAAUGAAAAAAUCAGACAAAUGAUUUAAAUCUUCACAAUUUUAUUGACAAACGUAUUUUGUAAAGACACAUAUUUCAUAUAAAUUUGGAACAACAAACAAAAUAUCCUUGACUUUUUCUUUACUGUACUGAAGUUAUAAUAAUAUUUUUGGAACAAAUAUUUUUUUGUAUGACUUUACCAGUUUGGAUUUUACAAUCUUAAGGUCACAGAAUUCUUCGUGUGUUUGUAUCAACUAAUUAGAAGGAGCACUUUUGUCUUUUUUUAUGGCCGUAAAGUAUAAAUUAUGUCAAUUAGACCAUUAUUCUAAAGAGCACAACCAAAACCACCUCAUUUUUUUUUUUGCAACCUAGCCUUAUAAAUAUAGAUACAUGAAGUCAUGAUUUGAUGUUUAAAAUUUAAUAUGUUAGCAAAUACCUUUUUUUAUAAAAUAAAAUAGUAUGUUGAUUAAAUAUUUACUUGCAAAUUGAACUUAACCAUUGUGCCAUACACUGCAAAUAAACAUGGAUUUCUUAGUUGACUACAGGAGGAUAGUUUACAUGUCAUCUGUGGCGCCCCAAUGGUCCAAGGGAUAAAGGACAUGAUGAUGAGGAUGAUGAUGAUAAUUUGAUAUACCUUAAUAAUGUAGUGCAUAAAAAACUUACUGCAUAUCAACAUAAAAUAUAUAAUUUAAAGUGUAUUAUUACUUUUUCUUAUAGUUUGCUUAUUCCAGUCCAAACUAUUGUUGAACAAUGUGGACUACCUGUGUUGUCUAUGAGAGAUGACAAGGGCCACACACCAUCUCAUUGGGCAUGCUUGGGUGGACACACAGCUAUUCUCAGGUCAGCUUAUUGCAUGCAUGAAUUUGUAUUGAGUAUAUUAGAAGUAAGUUUACAAUUAGCCAUUGUGCAAGGUUGACCACUUAAAACCAGUACACAUCCACCAUUUGCUAAUCACCUCACAUGACCAACAAAGUAAGCACCCAAUCAUGAAUAUAUUACUUAGUCACAGAUUUUGGUGAAAAACUAGCCCGACACACACUGCUGCUCAGAUGACUUUGUGGCUCCUGCACCUGUACUGUCUAUUUAAUUCCACUUCCAAUUAGAUAUACUAGUUUAUUGUGCCCCACUCUGUAUUUGUAAUAAGAGACCUAAGCAGUCAAUAUUAAAUCUGUUAAAAAUAAUUUUUGCUUAUUGAGAAAAAAUAUUAUGUGAAAUAAAUACAGGAACAUGUUGAUAAUCUGGACUAAUUAUAGACUUACCGGAUUUUCAAAUGCAUUUGUUGUAAAAAUUGAGGACAUGGUUUACCAUGUGCAGGGUCAUUCAAAGGGAUGUGUCUAAAUUCAUAAUUUUUCAUCCAACAAUAUUUGUAUUAAUAUAUACUUUUUGGGUGCAGCUCUUGUCUGCCAUGACCAUAAACAUACAUUUUUUGUUAGUCUGGAUUAUUGCCAUCUUCAAUGUACAUAUAUAAUCUGGCUUGCUAUGAACUCUUAAUAAACCCUUGACAACUGUUAAAUAUGUACUUUGAUUUUUAAUUUUUGUGUAGAAUGUCUAUAAAAGUGUUCUACCAGAACAUUUCAUCUUUUUCUUUAAAAAAAAUUAACCUAAUGUUAAAAAAUCUGUGGCCUGUGAGGUUUUGCUAGGUACUUAUUUUUAGUAAAGUUUAACACAUUGCCUCUUGGGAUUUGUAGAUAUAUGAUAGAGAACAAAGUUCCAAUAGAUGAGGCUAGUACCAACGAGCUGGGAGCUAAACCAAUACACUGGGCCUGCGUCAAUGGACAUAUAGCCAUUGUGGACAUUCUCACACAGGUAGUAGCUUCAGUUUGGUUAUUGAAUUUAUUAGUUUUGCAUUAAACAAUCUUUCUAAAAGUUGUUAAUAUUAAUUUAGGAGUAUUCAACUUAGAGACCAUAGCACAUUUUUAAUUGUUGUUAGGAACAAUAUAAAUACACAGAGUCUGAGUGAGGGCUGAAUGAGGCUCAUGUCCUAUGCACAGCCGGGGACAUAAAAAGUGCUGUGCACUAUGUAGACAACCAAUGAAUACAAUGGCCAGGAGAAUAACUGCUGUAAAACCAUGUACCCAGUACUUGUAAGCUCAACAAAUAUUAAUUUCACAACAAUAAAAUCAAUUUGUUACUUUCAAAAACCUUUCAAACUUGUUGUAUCCUAACUUAGGCGGGAGUAGAUUUAGAUACAACAGAUAACAAAAACUGCACCCCCCUCAUUGUGGCAGCCCAGUAUGGUCAAACCAUGCUGGCUGGUUACCUCAUGGGCAAAGGUGCCAGGCUGCAACUGACAGAUAAAGAUGGUGACAAUGCUUUACAUUGGGCGGCCUUUAAAGGUGAGCAUUUUAGAGAAUAUUAAUUAUAUCAAACUGCUUAGAGAUUUUUAUUGCCUUAACAAGAUAAAACCCAAAAUUGUUGAAUUCAGUUUAUUAAAUUUCAUGUUCCCUUUUUUUCCCCCUAAAACUUAUGGAAAAGUUACUGAAUUUAUAUAUGUGUUGCUGGUGUUUUCUACAGUAUAAUCAGUUGUCUCCAUUUGUUUUUCUAGGUUAUAAUUUCAAUAAUAGUUAAUUGACUGCAGGUACUACUAACCUACUUGGAGUGAAAACUUGCUCUCCUGCCUAAGCAAAGGGGCAUUACUCUGUUUAAAAAAUUAAAAUGUCGUUUUUAAUUAAAAAAAUAAAAUAUAAAACAUGCAAAGUCAUUGUUAUUUAAAUUUUUAUUAAACACAAAUAUGAAAUGAAAUUUUAUAUUCAUGAUUAAAGAUAUGGUUAUUUAGAGAAUAAUUAUAAUAUCUGAAGUUUACAUUUUCACAUGUUAUAUUCUAUCCUUCGUAAGGUCAUAAUGAACUUAUGCGACUGUUAAUCUACUCUGGGUUUAACCCUCGACAAAAAGAUAACUUUGGACAGACCUCUCUUCACCUUGCAUGCAUCAAUGGAAAUUUGACAGCAGUUAAAGAGCUUUGUGAACAGGUAGCUAACUGCUGUCUUUCAACAAUUUUAAUUUUAUUUCUUAAAAAUCAUGGCUGCUAUCAUAAAUUGAGUUACGUUUGAAAAUUAAAAUGUAUUGACACCAAAAAAAACAAUUAAAAACAUUUCGCUCAAUAACUUAUAUUACCGGUACCUAUAAUAAUGUCAAGGAAAAUGACUGGAUGAAAAUUGUAUUUAUACAUAAAAAAAAAGUUCCCCAGGGUAUAUGAAAGAAGCUGAAGCUGUAUCACUUAACUAAUCGCACGUCAUGGGUUGUAGGCUAAAAUGUUAUAUUUUCUUAAUACUUCUUGGUACAUAAAUUUUCUCAUCUUGUCCUCACCACAGGAUGGUGUUGAGGUUGACAUUCCCGACAACAAUGGAAAAACACCAUUGCAGCUGGCACUGGGCAGGAAACAUGAUAAGAUUGUCAGCUAUUUAAAGAAGGAAGUGCAAACAAGAAACAGUAUUUUACCUCGAAUCGACUGCUGGUUUGUUAACACUUAUUUAUUUUAGUAGUCAGAUUAGUUUGAUUUUGUAUAUUAGCCUAUUAAAAAUUAAACUUGACAACUAUUUAAUUUGGAAUGCAAAACUUUUUUUAAAAGAAUACUUUCUGGUGAAUGAAAUUUAAUCCUGAUUUGUAAUCAUUUUUAUUAUAAAAAGAAAAAAAUUAAAAAUUUAAAAAAAUGUUUAACUCCUAAAAAUUAUUAUUUAUUUUCAUCACACCCUUUCAUUAAUCUUGAGCUAAACAAUUAAAACAUGUGCUGCGAAGGACUAUUUAUCAUUUAAGUAUAUUCGUUUGUGCCAUAGUAUUAAAUAUCUCCAAAGUAGCAAUCCUUUAUUUCAUGGCGUUCAUAUUAGUGUUUAAUUUUUCCAGCUUAUAUUAAUACAAGUAAAACCAAAAAUAUAAAAUCAAAUGCUUAGAAUUCCUUUUUUUGUCAUGCAUACGAGGCGUUAUGGAAAUUUAUAAAAAAAAUUACGGACAUCCUAAAUUUGUCAUUGAUAUUAAUGGACAAGAUAUUUAGUGUAAAAUUUUUGAUGUUAUGGAAUGUCCAUAAACUUACUAGUGGCUCACAACCCUCCUUUGAGCUGAAGCUAAUAAGUUUGUUCAGAUAUGCAAACAAACAAAUUGUUAGCAGCCAUAGUGAAUAUAAUGAAAAUGUGCCAUGUCUGGGGGUGUGAAAUUUUGGGAGUUUGCCUCAGCAGCAUUUAGUCAAGCUCCACUGCUGCAUAUCCUAAAUCUAUUUCAUUUUUAUUUACUUUACUAUUUUAAAAUACAUCAAUGAAAACAGAAUUGGGCCCAAAUGAAAUGAUUUUUGUCAAUUGUUUGAACUGAAAAUCUUAAUUAUCUGACUUAUGUAUCUUAUUUCAUUGCAACAUAUAAAUUUAUAAAGUUAUCAUAACUGAUUUGUGUUAAAAUUUAAUGUUUCAAAUUUCUCUUCCUAAAUGACAGGGCUAUAAUUUUUGGACCACCUGGAAACACUAAAGGAGCCCUCCUGUUCUUUUUAUUCAAUGUUGUUUUAUGGGGUUAUCCCAUGUAUAUAUUUAAGGUAAUUUGGAAGCAUUUUAUAUUAAUAUCAAAUAUUCCCCUUUUAAAAUGAAAACACCAGUCUCUGGCUUGAUGAGCGUUUUUAAUAAUUCAAAACUGAUGACAACCCUUUUUUUUGUCUUUGUUUCCGUAGCAGUUUAAUGUUCUAAAUUGCAUAUGAUCCGCUAUGACUUCUUCCUGUCACAUUGGUUUAAACCAUCAGAUGUGCUAUAAUGACUUCUUCAAGCCUGUGAUCUGAAGCCUAAAUGUUAAAAAUAAACUGAUAACAAAUCAUUUCCAGACAAGUGCACGAGACUUGAUUAAAUUAAAUCGGGGAGUGGGAAUAAAUAUAUUUAGCAACAACUCUUUUGAUUCAAUAUUUAUGGAUUAUUAAUAUCAUACCCGGUAACCGCAGCUAGUUAAAAAUAUCAAUGAGUGCUCAAUAGGGAUUUUCGAAAAUGACUCUUAAUAUAAUUUAACACUUUGCUAUAAAAUUUUUUGUUUUUUAAAUUUAUUGCAAGGAACAUUCAUACUAUUUACAAUCUGUAUUUUUAUUUUUUACAUUGAAUUGUCAUUAAGCAUUAAGAGAAAAUUUAAUCUACAUGUACUGAUAAUUCUAUCUUUGUUUUUUGUAUUUCAGUGUCUACCUCUAACUUGGUAUGAUCUACAGUUUUAUCAUAUAUUUUUUAUGUUUACAAAUGUGCUUAUGUGGAUUUGUUUAUACCAUGCCAACACAAUAGACCCUGGGUUUUUGCCAAGAAAUAUUCCAGAAUAUGAUUUAGCCAUAAAACAGGUGAGGAGAAAUUGAUGGUGACAUUGAAUAAUUUAAACUAACCCAUAAGUUGCAUCUGUUUUAAAUGUAUGAGACAAUAUUACAAUAACAUAAAAAAGUAGAUCUAAAUAGGUGGUACUCAGUAUACUCCUGUGCAAGCAUAUCAAAUACACAUGAGGAAUUUGAGAAAUAUUAUACCUUGCUUACAAUUUGACAGAUAAAUACUAUUGACUAUACCUAAUGCUAGGAAACUUUCACAAAUGUCUUCAGAUUAUUGUGAUGUUUGUCAACUCCUGUAUUCUACUGGAUUGAUUAAUUCGUCAAGUUCUUUCACACGUUGAAAUCGUCGUAUUAAUAAUAUUGAAUAAACUCAAGUCCUUUUCAUAAUAAUUAUAACUUUAAUAUCUAAGUAUAUACUAUACACAUAAACACAUGCAUAUAGCGCAGCUCGCUAUCAGACAUAAAUAAAAUACAUCCUACUUCUACAAAGUUCCUUUCAAGACUGCCGCAGGACAAGAACUUACGUUACAAUACUGUCUAGACAAUACGUCAUAAUCAGCAUAAAAUAUGUCACAGAAUCGAGCGCGGAAAGUGUGUUCACUAACUUGUGAAACUCUUUAAAACACACACAGCACGUAAUGAAACAUAAUAAAUAAUAAUAUUCAGUCUCAACAAUUAUUAUUGAACUACCAUACUCAAAGUUUUACAAUUGUAUUCCGCACUUCAUAAUUACAAAUUAUAUGAAAAAUUGUUCUUUUUUAAAAAUGAGAAUGAGUUGGAAAAAUGUAAUCCAAAAAGGAUAGCUAUAAAGAGGGUAAUAUUUCUUAACAGCAUUGUAUCUAUUUUAAAAAAUGUAUCUAGCAGUUCCUUUUAAAUAAAUUUAAAACAUAACAUUAAAUCAUUGUUCAUUUACUACUUAUAUACUUUUUCUUAUCAAUUGCUGAAAAUAUUUUAAUAAUACUUAUCAAUAAUUUGAUGCCAUGAGAAAUCUAAAAAAUUUCAAGUUUGAGAAAUUAAACAUCAUGAAAUGUUGAAUAGGACUAACAUGUAAUUAUAUCCAUUUUAUUUAUACAUUUUGAUAUAUAGAUAUUCUUUCAUUGAUGAAACAUCUUUUCUUUAUCCUUAUUAUUCUUUCUAGGGUUAUGGGUCUUUUAAAUAAGUAGAAUUAAAUAAAAUGGCUGUAAAGCUUGUAGUAAUCCCCCAGACUUAACAAACAUAAAACUUUUCCCUUCUAGGUUGCCCAUUUUGAUGAGUGGAAGCAGGGGCAGAAUCCACUAUCUAGGUUAUGCCACACGUGUCGUACAGUGAAGCCAUUGAGAGCCAAGCACUGUCGUGUGUGUAAUCGUUGUGUGAAAGAGUUUGACCACCAUUGUCCUUACAUUCACAAUUGUGUGGGAUACUACAAUAGGUGAGUUCAUACGCCAUUAUUAUGAACUUGUUUAAUGUGUAGCAUGUGACAUGAAUACUAAGCAAAACAAUGAUUCUGUUAAUAUUUUGUAAUAAAUGUUUGUAAAAAUAUUUCAUUGGGAAAAUAUGAAACAGAGGAAGAAUCUUAAGAACUUUAAAGUUUCUUAGUAAAAAAAAAUUAUAUUCAUUUGAUGGUAACAUAGUAAUAUACAAAAGUUAUUUCAAAAGGAAUAAAUAAAAGUUGUUCACAGUGUUCAAGUUACAAAAACUGAAAUAGUAUUUUUAAAGUACCACAUCAUGUUUUUUUUCAUUUCAAACUUAUAGUUUAUUGCUUGUGCUGGAGCAUGAUAUUAACUUCUUUUUAAAAUAAUAAUAAAAACCUUGGCAGACAUAGAAUUUCUAGUUCCAAGUUAGUGCGAUAAAAGAUAGAUUUUUUAUUGAAAAUUACAAAUAUGUGUUUAACUUAAUGUUGUAACAGUAUGUCUGACCAGAUAUAUGCAUAAAAAAUAUAAUGUUUAUAUGGUGAUAAUUUGCAUGAUAUUUGUUGGGUACUGCAUGGUAGAACAUUUUAAGUUGUUAAACAACAAAAGUUAGCCUUUACCCCAUACAAAUUUGGCUGGUUCGCAAAAGGGAGAUUUUAUAUCUAAAAUUGGGAAUUUUAAAGCCUUAAAAUUAUUUUUUUUGAAUUUUUCUACCCUUUUUCUGUAGUGAAAUUGUAACUUUAACCUUUGCACCCGCUUUUUGUGUGGCUUGUUUGCUUUCGUCAACAUUUUACUUAGAGGCUUAGAGUAAUGUAGUUUGUACUUUGCUUUAAUUUGCCUAUUUUAGCUAGACUCCCAAUUCUUUAAAAAAAAUCAUCUUUUCUAAAUUUAUAAUUCACCCUUUCAAUUAGAUAUUAUCGAUGGCUUAAAAAAUAUAUCAUUCGAGUAUAAAGUGAUUUUUGUUAUGCUACAUACCAUUAUGCAAGCCACAGUUCUUGUAAUGUUUUUCUAGCAGCAGUAUCUAUAAAAAAAAAUAUUGUCACUACAUCAAUAGAAAGGUAAACUUCUGUUCAUCCUGCAUAUUAUGCUUGUCGAUCCAAAGUUUUGAUGCACGAUGUCGUUCUGUUUUGUUUUUUUCAUAGCUCAUUGAAGAGCAAUAACCAAAGCAUAUCAUUUUGCCUAAUCUGCAAAGGCUGCAAUAUUAACCAAAAUAAUUUUAUCAGACUUAAUUUGUACUUGCUGAGAAAAGAUAUAAGGUACAAGUACUUAAUUUUUUGGCUGGAAACAAAUAAAUGUAAAAGUAAGAGGAUACAAGUUUUAAAUGAAUUUUAAAAUAAUCCCAGAUGAAGUUUUUGAGUUUACCUUCACACCUAUACUUUUCCUCGGUUAAUGAAUGUGUCCUGUUGUAAAACAUCUUUUUCAGUACCGGUACUCAAAUGGUCAUGCUUUGCCUCUUUGUACCAAAGUCUUUGUUUCCUCUUGCUUGCACACUUAAGCUAUGUAAAAUCUUCAUUUUUACAUAUUUCUACAAUUUUUCCUGUAAAUGGUAAAUGGGCAUUUAAUAUCAACUGCUAUUAUAUUAAGUUAAUGAUUCCUUAAAAAUGGCUAAUUUAUCACAUCUUCUCAUAAUCAAAGUUAGUUUAGGAAAGAAAUUUAAAAGUCAAUGAAUUCCUUGUAUUAGGUUUAUAUUGAGGCCACUAUUUAACAUAAUGGCAAUCCUUUGUAACUGACCCACUUCUGUGUCCAUUGUUUGUAGGAUGUGGUUCUUUGCAUUCCUGGUGACAUUGUCAGUGUUGGCCAUCCUUUCAGACUACUUCUGUUAUUACAUUCUCAACUACAUUCACUGGGACUGGUUGGUUGUCAUUGGUGGUGUCGAGCUUGUCAUUGCUUCGUUCUUGAUUGGUGUAGUGCUCAACAUGUCGGUAAGAAUAUAUUGAAAGUCAUUGUCUAGUUCAGAUAUGUGCUCAUGUCCUCCCCCCACCCUGAGAAGACGGAAAGAAAUGGUAGGUUGUACAUGUUGCGUUUAUGUUGAGAUUUUUUGUGUAACAUUGCAAAGUAUUGGCAUUUAUUACCAUAUUUGCCAGCAUAUAGGACACACUUUUCCCCCCUCAAAAUUUGUCUAAAUAUGGGGUGUGUCUUAUGCGAGGAAAAUGUAGAACUUUAUUUUCAUGUAUGUCAAUGUGUUCUAUACGUUGGCAAAUGCGGUAAUUGAAAUUAAGGUAAGUACAUAGACAUUCAAGAUAAACAAGGAUUGUAUUUCGUGAACAUAAGCUAUUGUCAUUGUUAUGAAUUACAUUAGUGGUUUUUUCUUUAUAUAAAUCAAGAAUAUUCAUGUUAAAAAAUGUUUGCAGAGAGAUUUCAUGUGUUAAAAAGCAUUUCCAGUGCAUUUUAAAAAUUCUUCCAUUUAGCAUUCCUCAGUUUUCACCUAUUUAUAAGAUAGAUGCGUGCAAAUUUAAAUAUGUUCGACAUAGUAUGUAUCAUUUACAAUGUCUAUUAAAUUCAUUAUCUGGUGUGCCAUUUUUUCCAUUUUUAUUCUAGAUUCCUUGUUUGAAUCAAACACUUAGUUUUUUUAAAUUAAUUUAUUUGUUAUUCAAAAUUUUUUUAAAUAUUAACACAUUUGUGUAUCACAUUAAACCAUUUCUCAGUUACCUUUUCCAAUUAUAAAGGAAUAACCUCAUGUUUUUAUAACAGGAACAUAAUCCAAAAUAUCAUGUAAACUUAAUUUCAACCAAUACAAAAAAUAUCUAUGUUGGUCUCACUAACUAAAUUCAGGGGCUUAGGUAGAAAAUGUUAUUUGCCAGAUUCAAAUUUAUUUAUUUUUCCUUUUGGCAUUCACAGCCUUAUCACAUUGCUUAUAUUUUAUUAUAUAAAUCUGUUUGCACUGAUCAAACAGAACAUCACAUGUUGUGAAAUAUAUUAUGUACACUAGGUUUUGUUAGUGUUUUUAUUUGAAGUGUGCUGUGUGCAUUAAUCUAUUUCCCACACUCAGUGUUAAUAUUUAUAUUAAUAUCUUCAUUUAUACCUUUUUUAAAAAAAAAUCUUUUUCUCACAUCACACAAGUUUAUUUUGGUGUUCAGUCCAGUGUCCAUACAGAUUAUCACCUAGUACAUUACAACUUUGAAUGAUGUAAAACUAUACCCCCCUGUUCUCAUUUUCCUACUAUUGGGCCCAAGAUAUAACACGUGUGACAUUAUACAACCUAACACCUGCAUUUAUUUGUACUGGUAGAUCAAUGUUACUAUCUUGACAUAGCUCCAUCAUAUUAACCCACUCCUGGCUAGCCUAGUAAACUCUCUGAUAUGCCCUUAGUUUAGGGACAUGGGCCCAAUUGGAAAUGAACAUGUUUAUUAAACAAAUAAAAUAUUAAAGAAACCUCAAGAGUUUUAAAAUCCCUGCUGAACUCACAAUAAUAAAGGAAGAUAAAAACAUUUGAAUUUCUCUUUAUGAAAGAGGGUGACUUAAUUGCAAAAACAGCUGUAAACUUCAGUAGUUGUGAUGCAUGGAAGUAAGGAAGAUAGACUGGAGUGGGUUAAAUAUUCAUUGAUUGCUAAUUUAUUUACUAAUAUUGUUUUAAUUAACCACUCACUAAGAUCAGUGGAACCCAGCAAGUAUCAUGCAGCUGACAUCAAACUAUGAAAAAUCCAUGACCUUAUCUAGGAGUUUCCAAACCAUUUUAAGUGCAGGACCAGAUGGAAUAUAAUAAAAAAAAAAAAUUUUCUUGCGGGGGGGGGAGGGGGGGGGAUGGGAAUAGUUAAUGAUUCAUAGGUUAAAACAGGGAUUCUUAACCUUUGGUCCACAGACUCCUAGAGUGUGUGCAAAGGUUUCAUGGUUUGUGAGCCAUUUUUCCCAUGUAGUUUUAUUAUAAGCAAUAAAAAAUAAAAAAAAUUAAGAAGGGGGUCCAUGACUUUCAUCAUGCUGGCAAAGAUGUCAAAGGAAUAAACAAAAGUUAAGAACCCCUGGGUUAAAAAAAAAUUACAUUAUAGAUCAGACUUUGUCAUCCUUCUUUCCAAUUUUUUUAAAUUUUCUAUGUUAAGUUAAUUAUGAUACAUUAUUUUAUUCCUAUAUACACAUUUCUCCAUACCUAAGGGUUAAUAUCAAUGGCUUGCCUAUAAAACAGUUUGGAGACCCCCUGACUUAUGAAAAUAAAAGGUUCUAAUUCUUGCCCAAUUGCAGGGUGUCUUUUGUUGGAGUUUGUGUGACCAUGAGUUCAAUGGGUGUCCAGACUUUCCACUUUUCCUACUCUGUGCUGUCCCUAGAAGGAAUGUCUUGGUAUCAGAUUGACUAUUUACUAGGGUUGUCACUAUUAGCCUUCUUCUCCUUUGUUGCAUGCUGUAUAGCACAAUCCUCUGUGAGUAUAUUAAAAAAAAACAACUUCUAUAACCAACAAAAUUGUAUUCUUGAGAAAGGCAACAAGCACACACUUCUAAAGAGAAAUUAUCAGGUAAGGACAGUGCAGAACAUGAACGUUAAUUGUUAAGAAUGUGAAAAUCUGAAAGAUGCAUUUAUUAAGUCUUACACUAACAAAUUUUGGACAGGGACUGUCCUCACACCUUUUAUUAUGAUAAUUAUCCUCAUUAAUUAAUCUCCUUUUUUAAUUUGUCAUAUUUGAAGGUCUUUAAAAAAUUUUUUUUUCCUCAUAAAUUUUGCAGUGUUUGUAAAUGGCUUGUAAGUUUAUGUCAGGAAAUAUCUGUAAAAUCUCAUAAAAUGUUCCAUUUGGCAUGUUGUUGCCUCACAUCCACCUCACUGAAGACACAACUAAUGUUAAAUAGCAGUUUUUUAGUUUUCCACUAUUUAUAUUAAAAAAAAUAGCCAAAUUGUUACUGUUAUUAGUGUUAUGUGUCCAAAUCUCAGGGGGCUGUUAUUGUUGAAGGCAUUUUUCUUGCCUGAGUUUGUAUAUCAUUUCACAGCUUUUACCAUGUAACCAAACAUUGUUUAGAUUCUGAAACAUUAAUCUGAUGGUUUAGGUUGUCAAAUAAAUAGUGUCCAUGCUUUUUUUAAAGUUGUGAUAUACUGCCUUUUUUUUUUGUUGCUUUUGUUUGGUCACUAUUUUAAAUAAAUGACCUGAACCUAAUAACUUAGAUUUAGUUAAUUAUAAUCUGGCUUUUGUGUCUUAUUUCGCACUUAGUAACUUUUAAAAAAAAGUAGUGAUACCUUUAUAUUGUUGUGUUUCAAGUCAGUAAUGGAAUAAAAAAUGUGAUCCUAUGCAGUACUCGGCAAAUUCAGGUUUGAAAUAACCUAGCAUCAUGAACAAGUAUUCUAUUAGCUUAAAAAGGCCAGUGGGUCUCAUGUUAUUAAAUCUAGUGAUUUGUGGCCCAAUUUCAGGGUCUCAUUUAUUGUAUUUGUGCUGACUGUAAACUUAAAUGGACUGGUAGAGUUUCGGUUCCUUUAUGAAAUGGCUAAGCUGGAAGAGUUUGCUCUGAGGUAUGACUACAUCCUGGCCCUAUUGAUGCUGUUAGGCUACGGUGUCAUUGCUGCCAGUAUUCUGGGCGUAACGGUAAGUUUUAAUAGAGCUAUUUGUGCAUUUAUUUAUUUAAAAAAAAUUAAAAUUUGGUUAAAAUGAUGGUUUUACGGUUGUAAAAAUAAUACUUAUAUUUUAAAUAAUUAGAGGAUCUCUCAACAUCGGCUGUGACAUCUUAUCGCAAGCAUUUUAUGUUGACAAUUUUACAGCAUAGUAGAAUAUUGCAUCUGUUAUUUUUUUACAAAGUCUUUAAUUAUGUAAUUAUAUUAUCCCUUUAAUUAUUUGUUUAACAUCUCAUUUUGUACCAUAUUGAUGGCUGUUAAAUUGCAGAUGUUUUAAAAUUAUUUUAGAUUAUAUUACACUGUACAGAUUUAUUUAAAGCUACCAAAAUAUGACCCUAUAAAAAGCAUUGUACCGUUUUCCCCACAAUUUUACCAUUAUUGUAUUUAUCCUUGCUCCAAGUCCCAAACACUUAAAUUUAAUGUUGUGUAUGCACAACCUUCCUAAUAAAUAUUUAAUUUUUAUUUUCAAAUUAAUGGGCUUGUAUGGGGAUUGAACUUCCUCUAUAUAUUAAGGGCCCAUAUAAUUUUUUGAUCAUUCUGGCUCCUAUGUAAUGUAGAGGGGAUUUGCCAUGUUUCUGUGCCUGGUAUUGAAGAUGAUAUUUCACUGGUUGUAAGGGCUACUCAGCGAGGGUAUUAUGAACUGGGGGUUGAGAGGCCUGAGUGUUGUCGCCUCAAGUGUCUAUAUCUUCAUUAUAUUUUGCUAACCAGCAGGCAUAAAGUACAGAUUGAAAUAGAUGUACACUGGAUAUGUCUUUUUAUAUAUGCAAGACGAUAAGUGGUCAUUCCCAUUUGACUUUUGCUUCUGCCUAUUAAUUUAUUAAAUUUCCAAACAGCUAAUGCGAGGAUUUUACCAAACUUUGAUUGAUUAAAAAUGUUCCAAAAUUCAGCACUGUAGAAUUUCGGGAAGAUAUAAGGAGAAUAAUAGGAUCAUUAAAAAGAUAUAAACAAAAAUCAAAUUCAAAAUGUUAAUUAAUAAAAGUGGCAAAUAAUGAUAUUUUCUUUAAUGUUACUUAAGAUUUCAAAAUAGCUAAAUCUAUUUUAGUGCAUGUAUUAAAUAUUUUUUUAAAUGUCAGAUUAAAAAAAAUAUAUAGGACAAUAAUGUCAUGAUCAAACCGUGCCAAUUUUGUUUUGCUAUUUUCUUUUACUAGAACCUCUUAAAUCAUGUAAAUACUUUUAGGCAAGUGACAAUACGUAGGUGUACAUGGAUAUACAUAAAAGGCUAUUUGUUCCAUUGUGUUGAACUUUUAAGCCUCCCUAUUAUAGCUGCAUCAUUUUAUCCCCUUCCUACUUAUCAACAGAUUCAUGGUGCCAUCAAGAACCUUACUUUAAAUGAGCUCAUCAAUCGAAAGCGUUACCUGUAUUUAAAGAACAAGAACGGACAAUUUUUUAAUCCAUAUGACAAAGGAGCUGUUGAAAACCUUACAGAAUUCUUCCACCUGCAUACAUUAGAUGGUUUUAGCUACUUUCCUAACCUCCAGAACUUGAAUUCUUUAUCAUCAAAAGCUCACGUUGUUUAAAGAUAGCAAGUAAAAUAUUUGACUGCCAAGAACUCUUGAUUUUUUUAAAUUUAAUUUUAUUUUAGUGUUAUAAAAACAUUCCAUAGAGGCAGUUUUCUGUUAACGAAGGUGUUCGUUAUCUUUUUUAUUGUUGUUAUACUAAAAACCGUCCUAAUUUGCACUUUUUGCAUAUAUAAUGUGAUAAUACUAUAUGUUAGCAGUCAUUUUUACAUAUUAAAUAUAUUUGAUAGAGUAUCGAAUAUGUAUGUUUCAUUAUUGAGAUUCACUACAAAUGUAAAAUAUAGUUAAUUCUACAAUUGUUAAUCCUUAAAUUUGAUAUAAAAAUAAAGCAAAAUAUUUGUAUAACAUCUGAAAAUCGUAAGGUUCCUUUUAUAGCAAUUAUUUCUAACUGAAAAUUUAAUUUUCCCAUCAUUGAUACUGAAAUCUCAUUAAAUUAUCUACUUUUUAAUCUUUUUGAGUGCAACAAGAUUUUAUUAUUCAAUUUUGAAAUGCCCAUUUUAAAUUUUAAUACGAAAAGCUUGUAAGGUUUUAAACCAAAAUUUGACAUUUUUCAAAGUUCACAUCCAAUACAGAUUUUUGAAACUCAACUAUAUUGUUUCAAGAUCACCUUUUUUGGUUUUAAAGAAAUGAGAUAUAAGAAAAAAUGUGUUUUCUUGAUGAGAUAAUGAAAAAUGUAUAUACCUUUUUAUGUUACGCUAACAGACUGUCCUUCAUUUAUAUUUUUCCUUCUGCAAUUAUUAUUUCAUUGUUAAAUAAUUGUGAUAUGUAGUUAUAUUUUUGUAAUUGAGGUUUUCUUUGAACAAAUUCACUUUUAUUGCAUAUAUUUAGCACUGUGAUUUGUCCUCUUGCAUCAUAACUUUUUAAUUCUAUCUGGCUGUACCAAAUUCAAUAAGUUGACCAUAUUAAGUUGAAUUAAUUUCUUGAGCCGAUGAUACUGGUAACACAAUCAAAACACAGGUUGGUAUGAUAUAUUUAUUGGUAGAUUAGCAUUUUGUACCUGUUUCCUUGGUUCCUAGUAUAAGAUUACAGAAUCUCAAAGGUAAUUUUUUUCAUAUUUAUUUCUUAGACCACAUCAUUUCAAUACAAUUACAUUAAUACAUUUUAAGCUUUAAUUCAGUAACUGGCCACUGGCAAUUAGUGCUAUUCCUAACCUCCAUUGAAAUGAAGGGUUGAUUUUUCCAUUUUAAAUUGAUUCCUUAAUUACCUUAAGUAAAAUAUAUAACUAAUAUUAAUUCUUUAAUUCAGUUCUUUUAAUGUUCUUUUAAAUUGAAACUGAUAGAAUUUUAAGUGCAGCACAAUUUUAAAAUCACCCAUCAUAACGCCAUCUGUCUGUGUCUUGUAGAUAUUUCAUGCAGCUCGAAAUCUGACCACCAACGAAAGGAUCAACUACAAGCGUUAUGACUACUUGAAAGAUGGGAAAGGUUCAUACCACAAUCCAUUUGACAGGGGUUUCAAGAAUAACUUCUUGGAGUUCUUUCAUCUCCGUCCAGGUCUGAGAGAGGAUGAGGUUCAGUUGUUAGGUGUUCAUACUGUGUGACACAUGCAGGUGUGAGACAAUGGUGAGAGAGGUAUAAAAGAUUGGUGGAUGUAGCAAAAUGAUGAGUUAGAGGUUGGAGAUUGAAGUUAUACAGUCACAGCACAAAUGUGAGGCUGGGGUAUGUUUCAAAAAGAAGCAUAAAGGUGUGGCUGAAAUGGACAUUUUUAAUAAUUCAUUCUUGUGAGAAUCUUGUAUAUGUUGUAAUGAUUUCAGAUGUAUAAUUUACAAAUAUAUUUAUAUAAAGUUAGUAUACAUGUUACAAGCCAGUUAUUUUUAUAAAAACAAAAUAGCAUACCCCAAAUUUGACAUAAUUUGGGAAUUUAUUUGAUAAAAGUAGCAUGAUUUAUUCGACAGCAAGUACCCUGGAUAGCUGGAUAUUGUCAACACUGGAUAUCGUGAUGUCGUAAGCUUAAUAUCAAAAGUUUUUUUAAAAACUUUCAGCUACAGCAUCAGGGCUUUUGGCUGGCUUGUUUGUAACAUUUGUAUAUUUAUUUAUUUAUAAAGGAAAAAAUAGAGUGCAUAAAAGAAAACCAACCAAAAUUUAUUUAUAUAAGGAAGAAAGCUCAACAAUGUCAUCUUUGAACCCAUUAUAAUGAUUAGUGCAAGUCUCUGCAAAUGUUAUGUCCAUGGGCAUCUUGCUGUCUUAAAAUAACACAAAGACAAGUGAUAAGCACAGAAUAAAAAAAAAAUCUUGAGAGUUCCUGGGAAUGGUUUAAGUUUUAGAUUUUCAAAAACACUAAAUAUGCUCUGUUUAAAGUGUAUGUAUGUGUAAAUUGCAAAUCUGCAUGCAUGAAACAUAAUUUUUUCUCACCAGAGCACUUAUGGUACACAAUGUCAGAUAUUUUAAAGUUUCUGUCCCCUCAAAAAUUAUGAGUCCAAAUGCAGAUGUUUUUAGAAUUUAAAAACCUGUGUACUGGCAACUAGUUUAUGCUAUAACUUGCUGGAGGACAAAUAAUCGGCAGUGAAUGCAGCCUUAAUAUCUAUAAUGAAAUAAUUGGAGUGCCCCCCCCCUCCCCCUUUACCCUCUCUCUAUAAAUACAAUUUUCAAUAACAAUUUCAAAGGGUGCAUGGGUAUUAAAAAACAAAUUUAUUCAUCUGUAGGAGCUAGAGUGUAGCCUUAAUUUCCUUAUUUAUUCUUGCAUAAAUUUUAACAGGGAACACUGCCAAGUUGGGAGUGAGAUCUCGUCUGUCCUUUGGCUUGUUAAAUAUUAAAAUAUUUUGCAUUGGUCAUCAUAUUUAUUUUUGAAUGUGCUUAAAUUUUUUUUCUAGUGCUGCGAAAAGAAGUGCACAAUAAUUUUCUGUGAUGAUGUGUGUUUGAAUUCUAAACAAAAUGCCACUAACCACCUGCUGGGUCAAAUGUGAUGGUAUUGAACUAUUUUCCUUCAAUAGAAGACACAGUUGUUGGCAUAUUCAUUUAAUUUUAGUAUUUUAUUUUUAAACCAGCCAAGGAUCAGUGGGGCAAACGGGGCAAGGACAGUAGGACAGCCCCCCCCCCCUUGGAAAUAACAUGUUUCCUAUGGUGGCUGGUUGAUAAUCUUUUUUUUAAAGCUCAUUUUAGUUUUUACAAGAUGUGUGACAAAAAAUAUUAUUAACUGCUGGUUUGGGAUGAAGCUGUUGCUGCAGUCGAUUAGGAUUUAAAAAAAAUAAAGGCUUAAAGUUUGAGAUGAUUCUAUGAUUCUGUUACAGAUAGCAAGCAGGUUGACGUAGGUUACAUAUAGCAGUAGGCAUUUUUACUGAAUUUUUUCGUAUACAUGUAUGGCUGCUCUGGAUGUAAAUGAGAACUUUGAGAUCACAUAUAAAGAUUGUAAUUGUAAGCAUAUGCACAUCUUGAAAACUUUGUUUUUUUGCACUUUCAUUUACUUUUGAUAGAUGUGAACACCGUGAUUGUCUGUUUUGGGAGGGGAUCAUUUUUCUACUGCUGUCGAGCCAUAUUGAAACCUUACCACAUUUUGUAUAAGUUUUCAACCACUGAAUGGUUUAUUGUUUACAUCUGUUUUGACCUGAUGAUGUUGUUUUUUUUUAAUAUAUAUAUAUACUUAUAAACAAUCAAUGAAUCAAACAAUCAACUUUCUGCAUAAUUUACAUUGACUUCCUGAUGUAACUUGUUGAUACUAUUCUUCCUAAGAUUGACAAAUUGUUAUGUGUUGUACUGUACAGGAAGUUCAUACCCAUACUUCAGGGCAUUCUCUAAAGAAAUUUGUGUUAUUUAUUUUACACUUAAACAUUUUUUUUCCAUACUUCCUUGGGUUAAUAACUCAAGGGCUAUUCAGUACUCAAGGGUUAUGAAGUACCCAAGGGUUAUGAAGUACCCAAGGGUUAUUAAGUACCCAAUUCAGCUCAGCCAUUGGAAUUUAUUAAUCAUUAAUGGUGUUAGUUCAUUCUUUGAAGCUAAAACCUGAUUAAAAAGGGCUAGUAGGUUCUUUUAUCUCUGUAUAUUUUUUUGCCAUCCUCAUUGGAUCACAUCAAGGACUAGGACUAGGAAACUUUUGUACUGUACAACAAAAAAAUAAAGAAGCAGUGAAUACAAUAUUAACUGAACACUAAUGGAAUCAUGUUAUGGCACUGGUUUUGUUGUGUAGCUGACAUGAUAAUAUCAUCCUUUAAACCAGCGGUUCUCAACCUGUGGGUCGCGACCCCUUUAUAUACUCUGCAUUUAUGAAGUAGCAACCAUAAUAAUUUUGUGGUUGUGUAUUAAAGGGUCGCAGCAUUAGGAAGGUUGAGAACCACUGCAUUAAACCAUCUUUCUCCAGAAUUGUCUACUUAACUCUAAUUAAAUUAGUUGAAACUUAUUAGAAAGUUAGAUUCAGAAUAUUAUUUCAGCACAAUAGAAUUCCUUUUAACUUAAACCCACAGAGGUUGUAGCCUACCAUUUUAAUGUUGUUUGUUAUUUUCUUUUUUUUUAAAUUUUUUAUAUAUUUUUUUCUGGGGGGUGUAAUAUUUGAAAAAAAAUUAAAAUCUGAUACUAGCG
Molecule: messenger RNA, 19200 nt
Organism: Lymnaea stagnalis (great pond snail)
Lineage: Eukaryota; Metazoa; Mollusca; Gastropoda; Lymnaeidae
Source: the annotation of a GenBank genome assembly